Molecule: messenger RNA, 2168 nt
Organism: Fundulus heteroclitus (mummichog)
Lineage: Eukaryota; Metazoa; Chordata; Actinopteri; Cyprinodontiformes; Fundulidae
Gene: pak1
Product: p21 protein (Cdc42/Rac)-activated kinase 1
Exons: 16
Coding region: 253-1947 (564 amino acids)
Biological process (GO): intracellular signal transduction; protein phosphorylation; regulation of axonogenesis
Cellular component (GO): cytoplasm
Molecular function (GO): ATP binding; protein serine/threonine kinase activity
Source: RefSeq, a predicted model, not a curated record
AAGUUUUAUCGUCAAAGAGGAGCAGCCAGGAGGGCGGCAGAGCGGAGCGGAGACACACGGAGACAGAAGGGGGGGACGGAGUUUGCUGGAUACAUGAGACGCUGUGACACGGUGACGGAAAAUUACAACAAAGCGUUGCGGGAUUUAGAUCAGCCGACAGACAAAGUGGUGAAGGCUGCAGGUUGAAUCUGUCUGCUAAGAAGUGUCCGGACUCGACGUUAUCAGGAGUGGCCAGCUGCAGCCUGUCUGAAGAUGUCUGAUAAUGGGGAGGUUGAGGACAAGCCUCCAGCUCCUCCCAUGAGGAACACCAGCACCAUGAUCGGUUCCUGCAACAAGGACCCCGCCCCCCUCAACCAUGGCUCCAAGCCACUUCCACCUAACCCAGAAGACAAGAAGAAGAAAGACCGCUCCAUUCGAUUUAUCCUGACUGGAGGAAGCGAUAAGACCUAUAAGAAGAAGGAGCGCCCUGAGAUUUCUCUGCCGUCGGACUUUGAGCACACGAUCCACGUCGGCUUUGAUGCCGUCACCGGGGAGUUUACCGGCAUGCCGGAGCAAUGGGCUCGGCUCCUGCAGACCUCCAACAUCACCAAGCUGGAGCAGAAGAAGAAUCCCCAGGCCGUCCUCGACGUUCUCAAGUUCUACGACUCAAAGGAAACGGCCAACAGCCAGAAAUACAUGAGCUUUACAGAUAAAACUGCAGAUGCCUUCAACUCCUCCAUCAUAACGAGCUCCAAGACCGUGUCGGAGACGCCCGCCAUAGCAACCGUGUCCGAGGACGAAGACGAAGACGAGGCCGAGCCCCCACCGGUGAUCGCCCCCCGCCCUGAACACACCAAAUCAAUUUACACCCGUUCAGUGAUCGAGCCUCUCCCUCCUCCCUCAACCAAAGAUGCAGCCACCUCCCCCAUCGUCCCGCCGGCCCCCGCCGCCGCUGCCGCCGCCGUCUCCCCCACCCCGCCUGCAGAGGCAGCGCCCGGCAGCCCCCCCAGUGCAAGCCCCGCCCCCGGCCCCUCCCUGCCCCGCGCACAAGACAAAACCAAGAAGAAGAAGAUGUCUGACGAGGAGAUCCUGGAGAAACUACGGACAAUUGUUAGCGUGGGAGACCCCAAGAAGAAAUACACGCGCUUUGAAAAGAUCGGACAAGGAGCUUCUGGUACGGUGUACACCGCUAUAGACAUCGCCACGGGUCAAGAGGUUGCCAUCAAACAGAUGAACCUGCAGCAGCAGCCGAAGAAAGAGCUAAUCAUCAACGAGAUUCUGGUGAUGAGGGAAAACAAGAACCCAAACAUCGUCAACUACCUGGACAGUUACCUGGUCGGUGACGAGCUCUGGGUGGUCAUGGAGUACCUGGCUGGAGGGUCUCUGACCGACGUCGUCACAGAAACCUGCAUGGACGAAGCUCAGAUCGCUGCUGUGUGCAGAGAGUGUCUGCAGGCUUUAGAGUUCCUCCACUCGAACCAGGUCAUCCAUCGGGACAUCAAGAGCGACAACAUCCUGCUGGGCAUGGACGGCUCCGUCAAACUCACCGACUUUGGGUUCUGUGCCCAGAUCACUCCGGAGCAGAGCAAACGCAGCACCAUGGUGGGGACUCCGUACUGGAUGGCUCCAGAGGUGGUGACCCGCAAGGCUUACGGCCCCAAAGUGGACAUCUGGUCCCUGGGCAUCAUGGCCAUCGAGAUGGUGGAGGGCGAGCCGCCGUAUCUGAACGAGAACCCCCUGAGGGCGCUUUAUCUCAUCGCUACCAACGGGACGCCUGAGCUGCAGAACCCAGAGAAGUUGUCAACGGUAUUCAGAGACUUCCUGAACCGGUGUUUGGAGAUGGACGUGGAGAAACGGGGCUCUGCGAAGGAGCUACUGCAGCACCAGUUUCUGAAGAUGGCCAAGCCUCUUUCCAGUCUGACUCCUCUCAUCCUGGCGGCCAAGGAGGCGGCCAAGAACAACCGUUAGCCGCCAUUACCCCCCCCCCCCCCACCCCCCCACCCCCCCGUCCGUGUAAAUCCGGCAUGGAUCCUGAGAAGGCGGUUCCAGCCGCUGGCCGGGUUAGAAAACCCUCAGAAGGACUCUGGUUCAUCGUCUCUCCUUCUCUGAGUGUUUUAUAUCUCACAGCGACUGCUUCUGUUUUUACCCCCGUCUCUCUUUCACCUUCCACCAUGAGAUGUGACGCGUCU